Bacidia gigantensis is the source of this 1314-nucleotide messenger RNA. RefSeq lists its product as uncharacterized. Lineage: Eukaryota; Fungi; Ascomycota; Lecanoromycetes; Lecanorales; Ramalinaceae. The coding region runs from base 1 to 1314 and encodes 437 amino acids. The transcript has a single exon. The record is from RefSeq and is a predicted model, not a curated record.
AUGGACCGAGACACGGUCAACCCAUUGCCCACAGCUAAUGUCGCGUCUGAGCCCCCACGAACCCCUGAAGCUGUCCUGGGUGCUCUUGACGCGAAGAGGAAGCAAUUGGACCAAGCGAUUGAGGACUUCAAAGAGCAGAAGGAGAGGGAGUACCAGAAAUACGAGAGACAGCUUCGCCAGCAAGCCCAGAAUGACCACGACAGUGAAAAGGGGUCGAAGGAGCGGUUGGGACACAGCGGCGCCCACCCAUUGUCUACACCCGAACAACAAAGCAGACAUCGUAGGCAGAGUAGCAGUGAUCGUCGAUCCGCCAGGAAGGGACUGAGUGCUCGGCAGGCACUUGAUCAAGCAUUUCGUCAGAGCAAUGACUCUGUUGACAUCGCCAAAGGAGACCAAUACAGCAGAGAAUGGGAGGGUGUUUUCACACCAGAGUACCUGGCUCUCAUCGAUGGCGAUGGCCGUCAGCAGCCCGGAAGUUCUCAGAACACUGAAAGACCCGAUCGACCUCCAGAGCAGAGCACCCUAAAAGCCUCCUCAUUCGAGAAUAUACAUCCACCGCUCCUGCCUUCUUUCAUCACAACACCCAUCGAAGACCAGGCCGUCUCGUCCAGUGCACCUACCCAAUCACCUGUGAAGACACACCAUCGGUCCGACUCCGCGAAUUCUAAUAUAUCCAUCUCGAGUCUCCGUAGCAGCAUGAAAGAUCCAAAGAUGCCUAAAUCUCCUAAACGCGUCCUUUUCAGCAUCGCGGAUGGCGUCGUGUCACCAAGUACGAGCCCCGCCCAUAGUCGCAAAUUGAGUAGUGGUGGAGAUGACACAAUAGAAACUCCCGGAAGCGUUGGAAGCGUGCUUGCACUAGGAAAGCGAACGGGCAGGGACAAAAAGAAGAAGAAUCGGCGGAAGGAAAGAGGAGACAGCGACCGUGGCAGACGCAGUCAGGAUGAGGUGGAAGACAUCGGGCUUGGUCUCAAUGAGGAAAGAGGCUUCACAAAUUUUGGAGGUGGAUUGACUAAAUCAAUCGCUACAUUGCAAACCAAACAAACACCAGUCAACGGAAGCAUUGCUGCGCAAGCUUCUUCGAGCGAAGACUACGAGAAAAUUGAGAAGGCUGAAGAUGACGACCUUUUUGCUUUUGAUGAGGAUCUGACUUCUUCACCUUCAAGUAGAUCGGCACCUGAACAGGUAUUGACACAUGAUUUUUCAGACGAUGAAAAUGAUAGUCACACCAAAGACCCACUCACCGGCACAUCACCUCAUGCUGGCAGUUUGCCCAUUGAAAUUAAGUGGCCUGGGCGCAAAGAGAGUGGUGGUUGA